Molecule: messenger RNA, 3174 nt
Organism: Eruca vesicaria subsp. sativa (arugula)
Lineage: Eukaryota; Viridiplantae; Streptophyta; Magnoliopsida; Brassicales; Brassicaceae
Source: the annotation of a GenBank genome assembly
AUGUCUUUUUCCGAUUACAUCGUGUCUCGUUCUCUUUAUAUAUGGCUUUUUUUUUUCCUCAACUUCUUAGUAUUACUUGGAAAGUCUCAAAAGGCAGAUAUUCAAGUCAAAGUGGGAGUCGUUCUUGACACAAAUUCACCAUUAGCAGGUUUGAGCUUGCGAGCUAUCAACAUGUCCCUGUCGGAAUUCUACAACACUCAUAAUGGCUUCAAGACCAGGAUCGUCCUCAACAUUCGAGGCUCCAAAGGAACUGUCGUUGGUGCUGCAGCUUCAGCUUUAUACUUGAUAAAUAAGAGGAAAGUGGUGGCCAUUAUUGGGCCGGGGACUUCAAUGCAAGCUCCAUUUUUAAUCAACCUCGGAAACCAAUCUCAAGUUCCGAUCGUUUCAUUCUCUGCAACAAGCCCCCUUCUUGAUUCCCUCCGAAGCCCAUAUUUCAUCAGGGCCACACAUGACGAUUCGGCUCAAGUUCACGCUAUUAGCGCCAUCGUAGAAUCAUUUAGAUGGAGAGAAGUUGUAACUAUUUACGUGGACAAUGAGUUUGGAGAAGGCAUUCUUCCUUACCUAGUCGAUGCUUUUCAAGAGAUUAACGUUCGUAUCCGACACCGAAGCGCUAUAUCAUCACAUUUCACCGAUGAUCAAAUCAAGAAAGAGCUUUACAGACUAAUGACCAUGCCCACUAGGGUUUUUAUCGUGCACAUGUUGCCUGAUCCCGGAUCAAGGCUUUUUAAGAUAGCGCGGGAGAUUGGUAUGCUAAAUAAGGGAUAUGCAUGGAUUGUUACAAAUGGUAUAGUUGAUCUCAUGAGUUCAAUGGAAGGAUCAGGCUUGGAGGAUAUGCAUGGUGUCUUGGGUGUCAAGACAUAUUUCUCUAGGUCAAAAGAGCUAGCUUAUCUUGAAGCUCGUUGGCGAAAAAGAUUUGAAGGAGAAGAGCUACACAAUUUUGGAUAUUGGGCUUAUGAUACUGCCACAGCACUUGCAAUAUCUGUUGAAGAAAUAAGUAACGUAAACAUGAGUUUCAAUACAACCAAAAACAUUUCGAGAGGUGAUAUUGGGACGGAUCUUGAUGAUCUUGGCCUCGCUCUCUCUGGUCCUAAGCUUCUCCAAGCAUUAUCAAAGGUCAGUUUUAAAGGCGUUUCCGGGAGAUUUCAGCUAAAGAACGGGAAGGUAGAGGCAACAACUUUCAAGAUAGUCAAUAUGGAGGAAAGUGGGGAACGAACAGUUGGAUUUUGGAAGUCAAAAGUUGGACUAGUGAAGAGAUUAGGAGAGAACAGCUCGAGUCGACUUAGACCUAUAAUAUGGCCUGGGGACACUACUCUUGUGCCUAAAGGUUGGGAGAUUCCAAUAAACGGAAAGAAGCUGCGGAUAGCAGUUCCAAAAAAAGAUGGUUUCACCAAUUUUGUGAAGGUAGUAAAGGAUGCAAACACUAAUGCUCUAACCGUUACUGGGUUUUGCAUAGAUGUUUUCGACGCGGUAAUGAGACAAAUGCCAUAUGCUGUCGCUUACGAGUAUGUCUCCUUUGAAACUCCUGAUGGAAAACCUGAUGGAGAUUACACUAAAAUGGUUCACAAAGUGUUUCUUGGGGAGUUUGAUGGAGCUGUAGGGGAUACAACAAUCUUGGCUAAUCGGUCCCAUUAUGUUGAUUUCGCAUUGCCAUACUCAGAGACGGGUGUUGUAUUCGUGGUGCCGGUCGAGGAUAAGAGAGAGAAAGGAGAAUGGGUCUUCUUAAAGCCUUUAACAAAGGAGCUCUGGUUUAUCAUUGCUGCUGCGUUUAUCUACAUUGGGAUCAUGGUUUGGAUUUUUGAGUAUAUAGCAGAUAAAAAUUUCAGGACCCAGAAGAAAAUUGAAAAAUUUUCUAACGUGUUCUACUUCUCAUUUUCUACCCUAUUUUUCGCACACAAGAAGCCAUCAACGAGCAUUUACACAAGAGCUCUUAUUGUCAUAUGGUGUUUUGUGGUGCUGAUAUUGACUCAGAGCUACACGGCCACACUCACAUCGAUGCUCACGGUUCAAGAGCUUCGACCAACCGUGAGACACAUGGAUGAUCUAAAAAAGAGCCAAGUGAAUAUCGGAUAUCAAAGGGGUUCGUUUACAUUCGAAAAGCUAAAACAAGAAGGCUUCAAAGAAUCUAGGUUAAAGAUUUAUAAUUCUCCUGAAGAAAUGCGUGAGUUGUUCCUCAAAAAGAGCAGCAACGGUGGUAUUGAUGCUGCGUUCGAUGAAGUUCCAUACGUAAGACUUUUUAUGGCAAAAUAUUGCAAAAAGUAUACCAUGAUCGAGCCUACUUUUAAGGCAGAUGGCUUUGGCUUUGCUUUUCCAUUGGGAUCUCCGUUGGUACCAGAUAUUUCAAGACAGAUCUUGAACUUAACAGAGGGAGAGAACAUGAGAGCUAUUGAGAGCAAGUGGUUCGUUGAAGAAAAAUAUUGUCAGGACCGGAACACAACUGAUACUCCAAUCCAGCUUAAUCGAGACAGCUUUCAAGCUCUAUUUAUGAUCGUCUUUGGUAUCUCUUUGCUUCUACUCUUUAUCAUGCUGUCUUGUAGAAGAUACCGAGAGGGCCGAGGAAACAUGAACGGUGCUCCACAUGAUAAUCCAGGCGAUGGGCCUGAUGACCAUAUGCUUCUAUUCUUGCUCAUGUUGGCUUUUAGAAGAUACCAGCAGAGACGAGGCAACAUAAUCGUAGCUCAACCCAAUCCUCCAGACGAUGGGCCUGACGGUCAAGACAACGCACGAGAUACUCAAAACCGUGAUUUUAAUGAAGGUGGAGAGGAAGCCAGUGAAGAAGGUAAUGAUGAAACAGAUGAUAUUGAGCAUCAUAUUUUGGAAGUACGUGAAGGAGGUAGUGUUAGAGAUGGAGAUCAUGAAACAAAUGAUAUUGGGAAAGUCAGUGAAGUACCUAUGGUGCAACUACAAAGGCAAAAGUCACAAUCAGGCUUAGUUCACCGUCGCAGCAAGAAACUCAGCUCAAAGACUAUGCCCUUAAGAAAGGGACUCCCACCUUUAAGGAUGCAUUUGGCAUAGUUUAAAGAGGUCUUCAAUCCAAGUCUCGGUGUGACUUCAGUUUGAGUUUUUCCGAUUUUAUAAAAGUUUGUAUUGUUCAUAUACUAUUGGUUGGAAUUUUCAAUAAAUGUAUAACUAAGUCACAAAUGGCCAUUAGUUUUUUUUUCAAAUUUUUGUAUAUUU